AUGGCUGACGAUGGCAUGCUCCUCAACUUCUCCAUACCGGACAGCGGCAUACUAUCGAAACCCUCAUUCAAAGGCGGCAACUGGAAGGAGCGACUCACUGCGAAGAAGGCGGCGCAGAACUGGCACACCAAGGCUACAGCACGACUGAACGGCGAGAAGGUACCGAAACAGGUGGUCGACAAUGCGACAAAUGUAAACCGCAUAGAACUAGGCCCGAGGAAGGCACGUGUAGAGAAGAGCCCAGAGUUUCCCGAUUCCGGCGACAGACCAGUAAAGCGAGCGCGCGUGAGCGGAGACUUCAGGCCAAGGACGACGGAGAAGACAGACGAUGUCGACUUCAGACCCCAAUCGAACCCGAAUCCGAACCCCGCGAAAAGACCAAGCGAGCAGAACAAUGCGCCAAAGGGUGGGAAGCAGGUCAUUUCCUCGCUGUUCACCUACAAUCCCACAUCCAAGACGAAGCCCGAAGCGAACGAACGCCGCGAAGACGAUGCGCCCGUAGAACCCUCGAACGCGCCACUCAGCAGCGAGCUAGAUACCUUCACAUCCCUUGGCAUGUCCACGACUAUUGCGGCGCAUUUGCUGAAGAAGAUGGAAUUGAAGGCACCGACCGCGAUUCAGAAGGCUGCCGUCACACAACUCAUCAAAGACGAUUCCGACGCCUUCAUACAGGCAGAGACCGGUUCGGGAAAAACCCUGGCAUAUUUGCUACCUAUCGUACAGCGACUCAUGGAGCUCUCUGCGAACAUGAGGAAGCGCAAAGUCGACGAAAGCGUGCAGAGAAACUCGGGUCUUUUUGCCAUUAUUCUGGCACCAACACGCGAGUUGAGCAAGCAAAUCGAGCAUGUGCUGGAGAAGCUUUUAGGCUGCGCGCAUUGGCUUGUUGCUACAACAGUUAUUGGUGGUGAGAAGAAGAAGUCUGAGAAGGCACGGUUACGCAAGGGCAUCAACAUACUCGUCGCGACACCUGGUCGAUUGGUCGACCAUCUGGAAAACACAGAAGCUUUGGAUGUCAGCAAUGUCAGGUGGCUCGUUCUGGAUGAAGGUGAUCGGCUCAUGGAGCUUGGUUUUGAGCAGGAGAUCCAAAAGAUUGUAGGAGCAUUGAACCUGCGAAUGCGUGCGAGGAAAGACGAGAAGUCCAGAAUACCAGGCCUGCCAGAAAAGCGCACAACGGUACUCUGUUCCGCAACCAUGAAAAUGGACGUGGAGAGGCUUGGGCAGAUAAGUCUGAAAGAUGCAGUACACAUUCGAGCCGAUCCGUCAGAGAAGGGACCAGAAACAAGCGAGCCAGGAGGUGGCCAUUCAUUCUCUGCUCCAGCGCAGUUGAAGCAGUCUUACGCUGUGGUGGCACCGAAGCUCAGAUUGGUAUCAUUGAUAGCCUAUCUGAAACGAGCUUUCGCGCGGAAGGGAUCUGUGAUGAAGGCUAUCGUCUUCAUCUCGUGUGCCGACUCUGUCGACUUUCACUUUGACAUGCUCACCAGCGAAAUCGAAGGGAUCACCGAGACAAAGAAGAAGGAAGAGGUACAAGAAGAGGAGGAGGGCGACAAGGCUGAGGAAGCCGCCGACGACGCAGAAAAGAAACCAAAGAAGACCAAAGCGAUAACACAGGCAGACCCCACCAAGCUCACAGUGACAGGUGCGGAGUCACCCGUACUUUCUGCAAAGACGCACACAGUCACAGCAUACCGUCUCCACGGUUCAUUACAACAAGCCGUGAGAACUUCGACACUCGCCCAAUUCACAAAGAACAAAAACCCCUCGGUUCUCAUCGCUACAGAUGUCGCAUCCCGUGGUCUUGAUCUUCCCAACGUCGACCUGGUCAUUGAAUUUGAUCCCGCCUUCGCCCGAGAAGACCAUUUGCAUCGAAUCGGUCGUACCGCGCGUGCAGGUCGCGACGGACGAGCAUGCAUCUUCCUAAUGCCGGGAACUGAAGAAGGCUACGUCGAGAUCCUAAAAUCAGACAGAAAAGACCUAGAAGCUGGAGUACAUGUCGUGCGUCAAGAUGCCGAUGACAUCCUCAACCGAGGAUUGGUAACCAGCGGAGUAAUGGAAAAGAACGCCUACAUGGACAAAGCAACCGACCUCCAGCUCGCCAUUGAGCGCUGGGCUCUAGCAUCCCCUGCUCGUCUGGAAGCUGCUCGACGAGCCUUCCAAAGCCACAUCCGCGCCUACGCAACCCACGUUGCAGAUGAACGUCAAUACUUCGAUAUCAAAUCGAUGCAUUUGGGUCACUUGGCUAAAGCAUUUGCUCUCCGCGAACGACCAUCUGGAAUGAAGAUUCCGGGACAACGAACAGGUGCUGGACGAAACGACAAAACACCUGCUAGGGUGCGCGGUGGUCCGAAGGUGGAUCUGGCCAGUCGCAAGGCUGAUACGGGUACAUCGAAGAGGGCAGUUGUGGAUCUGGAUCUUCCCGAGGGCGCGGAUACGGAUGAAGCGGCGAAGAUGAGGAAGGCGGUUCGUGCGAAGGAGAAGUUUAUGCGUCAUGCGGGUAUGGCGAGCGAGUUCAACUUGGGUUGA
Alternaria ethzedia is the source of this 2520-nucleotide messenger RNA. It is a transcript of the gene DBP7, whose product is annotated as ATP-dependent RNA helicase dbp7. The coding region runs from base 1 to 2520 and encodes 839 amino acids. Gene Ontology annotation, cellular component: nucleus. The record is from RefSeq and is a predicted model, not a curated record. Gene Ontology annotation, biological process: ribosome biogenesis. Gene Ontology annotation, molecular function: ATP binding; nucleic acid binding. NCBI's taxonomy places the organism in Eukaryota, Fungi, Ascomycota, Dothideomycetes, Pleosporales, Pleosporaceae. The transcript has a single exon.